Messenger RNA from Drosophila subpulchrella, 2165 nucleotides. RefSeq lists its product as uncharacterized. Lineage: Eukaryota; Metazoa; Arthropoda; Insecta; Diptera; Drosophilidae. The transcript has 5 exons. The coding region runs from base 148 to 1851 and encodes 567 amino acids. The record is from RefSeq and is a predicted model, not a curated record.
GGCCAAGAAGGCCGCCAAGAAGGAAAAAGGAAAGGGCGGCAAAGGCGGCAAAGACGAUCUCAAGCCGAAGGUCAUAAGAACCUAUGAAGACGCAGAAAAAGCAUAAAAAUUGUUAUUAUAGUUUAGAAAUAAAUAACCUCAACAAACAUGGAGAAGAAACCAGCAAAGAUCAACAAUGAAGACAGGCAAAAUUUUGUGGCCACUCGGAUGAGUCUGCCGCUUUUUAUGUUGUCUCGUAAUCGUAUUAGGAGGGAAAAUUUGCCACGAGUGGAGAAUCAAUUUAGGCUGGCUGGCCAGCAUUACAACGAGGAUUGCCAGAAGGAAAACCGUCGAGAGGGCUUCAGCAAGGCCACGUUCGAUCACUACCGCCAUAUUACGGGCUAUGACAAGACUCCCAAGAAUCCGUAUCCGGAACGCCGCAGCCUGCACAUCGAUCGGAAUAUGACCAAAUGGCGGGGCUGGCAGCUGCCGCCCAAUCAUUAUGGAGUGCCUCCCGAGCCGUACCUCCGGCUGAAGGGCACCAAGGGCUCUGUGUUCGCCAAGCCACAUACAAACCACAGUCGCGUUUCCAUCAAGCCGCCUCCCUACCAUUUCUACGAAAUUCCGGCAGAAAUCGAGCGUCUCUUCAAGCGCGAAAACCUGCAGAAAGGCAUUUUUCUAUCCAAUGCCCGUGAUCGCCGACCCACAACGCAUGCUAUGAUCUCCAACCUGUCCGGCUGUUGGCGAAAUCCCAAGGACGCCGGUCCUUGCGAUACCCAUACAAAUAUCUUCGAGCUAGCCGCGAAUGCCACGCCCGUGACCAAAACGGCUCGUCCCAAUCCGCACCUGUUCCUGCGGCACUCCUGCGUGCCCACCAAGCCCAAUAGGCUGAUCCCUCGUCACAUCAGCAUGUUGCCAGCUCCGGGUCGCUACUGCACCAGCUACAAGGAUGUGUGUCCCUGUCCGGCGGGCAAGACCAGUGUGCCGGGCCUACAGCUUCUGAUCGAUGACCAGAAGCGCCAGAAGUUCCGCCGCCUGCCGUUCGAACGGAUCAGCCGGAAGCGACUUUGUGAGCCGGAUUGGCGCCACGUCGAGGGUCAGGGUCACCGACACCUGUUCCAAAUGGGGCGGAAGGACAGGCCAAAGCCGCCGAAGAAGGCUGCAACGUCCUCCAAGAAGCAGGGCAAACCGAUAAACAUGUUCGCCGAUGCCAAGUACAUCAAUAUGCUGAGCCAGCCGCAGCGGCAUCCCAUCUCCAUUCGGACGUAUCCGGUGCCUCCUUACGUGCCCAAGAUCACCUACAACUGUGCAGCCAAGCGGGUGAUCCGCAAGCAGUUGAAGAACAACAAGAAGAUCGCCUUUAACAGUGGUCAGGAGCGCUGGAAGGAUGGGGAGCGACCGCUGCAGCUGACCUCUCGCCAGCUGGAGGCCAUCAAGCAAAGGCUUCCGCCGGAGAGGCGGCUCAUGGACUACCCCAUCGAGCUGCCCGAGGUGAUCCCGAGGCGACUGACCCAUGUGCCCGAUCACCAGAGGGUCACCUACAUGCCCAAGCUGCGCAAGCGGCUCUUCAAGUUUCUUCCCAUUCCCGGCGCUCGUGUUCUGGUCACCGAUAGCGAUAUACGGCCGGACAUUGUCUUCGAUCCGGAGCAUCCGACCGGACUGUAUCGGCGCAAGAUCGACGAGACCAUGUUCUUCAAGGACUCCGUGCUGCUGGCGAUGGAGAACAAGGAAGAUUUGGAUGCCAGCGGUUUUGCCGAUUCGCAAUCGCAGUCCCAGCUGCAGUCGGCUCAACAGUCCAUGAUCCGGAAUACCGUCACCUUGGUGGAUCCGGCGGACAAGAGGAGCGUUUCUAAGCAAUCGAUUCAUGGUUAAAAUAGCUAAGACGUUUGCGCCAGUUUAAAAUACUUUUCGUUUUUGAUUUAUGGUGCAUGCUCGAGUGAAUUCACGUGGCCACACGAAGCCAAGAAAUGAGCUCAGUGAUGGCCGGGGCCAAAUAAGCUUAAAAGGAAAAUAAAGAUGAGAAAAAUGAUUCACUUGGAAAAUCCGGCUCCGUUUUUAAUUGCUUAGGAUAUAGUGAUGUCGAUGGUUUGAGCUUAUUAGAUAAAUUUAUUCACAGCCUAAAAUGUGUUAUAUUUUAAUAUUAAGUUUCAAAACUUAGAUAGAGAGAAAGUAGUAGGGAAUAUUGA